Messenger RNA from Heterostelium album PN500, 2286 nucleotides. RefSeq lists its product as uncharacterized. Gene Ontology annotation, molecular function: sequence-specific DNA binding; zinc ion binding. NCBI's taxonomy places the organism in Eukaryota, Evosea, Eumycetozoa, Acytosteliales, Acytosteliaceae. The record is from RefSeq and is a predicted model, not a curated record. Bases 1 to 2286 code for a protein of 761 amino acids. Gene Ontology annotation, biological process: regulation of DNA-templated transcription. The transcript is spliced from 6 exons.
AUGGAUAUUCAAAACCUUGUGAAUAAUGGAGGAUCUUCUUGUAGCAUCCUAAAUUUCAAACAACGGCUACCUCACCACUAUUCAAGUGAGAGAUAUUAUUUUAAUUCUCCAGAUACAUCAUUAUCUAUUACAAGACCUAAUUAUCCUUUACAAACAACUCUACAUAGAAAAGGUUCCAUUGAAUCUUUAUUGAAUUGUAAUAAACUGUUAAUGGAAGAAGAUAACAAAUUAAUGAAUACAAAUACUUCUUUUACAAAUUUAGUAGAUAGUUUAAAAUAUGAUGAUGAUGAAUGCUUAGAUAACUCUGAUUCAGGAGAUGAGUAUUAUAAUCCAAUUAAAUUUGAAUUCACUCCAAAGAUAUAUUCUUUCAUGUCUCCAAAUGAAACUGGUUCCUCACCGAUCGCCUAUAAAAAUCAUUCCAACCAAAGAAGAAAUAGUGGAAGUAGUAGUUGUGAUGAGUCAAACUAUCAAACCGAUGAUGAUGAUGAAGAUAAUCCAUCGAUACCAGUCAAAAGAAAGAGAGGAAGACCACCUUCAAAUCGUCAAAAGAUAUGUUUCAUUUGCUAUCGUAGAAACACACCAGAGUGGAGAAAGUUUCAAGGAGUCGACCUCUGUAAUGCUUGUGGAUUGAAACAAAGAGGAAAAGAGAAAAAGCUCUUAAAAUCAAAAGGAAAUCAACCAUCACCAAUUGAUAAUAGCAAUUCAUCACCACCUCUUUUCGUUUCAUCCAACCAUUCACAAACCAUUCUUUCUACUACCAAUAAUAAAAAUUUUUUAACAAUGUUACCUUUUAAUAAUUUAAAUUUAAGAAAAAAAAGUGAAUAUCUUGGUGGUAGAGGUAUAUUGGAUCUAUCGUUGUUACUCUUGAGAUAUAUAUUGUCUUACAAUGAAAUUGAUAAUAUCGAUAGUAUUUGCUUUAGUAUGACGUGUAGGAAACUAUUUAAUGAAAGAGAGCGCUAUCUUUGUAUAAAGAUUCCUCAGCCACCAGAAGAUAUGAAUCCAAUGUAUUCCUAUCAACGUUCUCUACCGUACAAGAGGGCACCUACCAAUCUAAGGUCCUAUCAAGGAGUUUACAGGAAAUCGAUCGAACACAUUCCCAAACAGAUGAUCAUUGCCUCGAGAAACAACAAUCCUAUCUACAGUAGUGGUAGUCCAGAGAGUAUUGUCUUCAUGGAGAAUGACAUCGUGAUACCAGAGAGUAUAAGGUAUCUCGUUGUAAUCAACGAUUCCCGUGAAUUCAAAUUUGAAUCGAUCAAGUCUGAACUCUACAAAAGCAAUGUUGCAUGUCUGUUUUGUAAUUUCAUCGAUCAAUCGCUUCCCUCUAAUCUGAUGCCGAGUACCCUAACGUUUUUAGAUUUAGGAUCUUCAUUUAACUUACCGAUUGAACCUUUUUCUCUUCCGAAAUCGCUUAAGCAUAUAAGAUUUGGUACACUGAUGAGUAAAUUCAAUCAGAGAAUUUCAGUGGGUGUGUUUCAAGAAGGUUUGGAGCAUAUUGUAUUGGGUGACAGUUUCAACCUACCGAUUGAACCCGGUGUUUUCCCUAAAUCUUUGAUAUCUUUACAGUUUGGAAUUAAAAAUCUACCUUUUCAAUUCGCUAGGUAUCUACCACCGAGUGUAACCGAUCUAAGUUUAUCGAUAAUGGAUCAGUCGAUUAUAGAUCCAUCCACUUUACAAGGUUCAAUACCACCAUCCAUCAAAAUAUUAACACUAUCACAAUUACCAUUUCCAAUUGAUAUGCCAUAUCUGAUACCUAGUGGUGUAACAAAUUUGAAUCUUGGUAAUGUUAGAGAUAUCGAUUUAAAGGUUCUAAAGUAUUGCAGUUCCAUCUUACAACUUUGUGUUGGAGGUUUCAACAAUAAACUAAAUCAAGGUGAUCUUCCAGAAACUCUUGAUGAGUUGAUACUUGGUUUUCCAUUCAACCGUAAGAUUGACGAAGGUGUCCUACCAUCUUCUUUAAAGAGGUUAGAGUUGGGUGAUGUUUAUUCCUAUGAAAUAGGACCUGGUAUAUUGCCUCAUUGCUUAGAGUAUUUAAAACUAGGCAAACUUUAUCAACACACCAUCACAAAAAACACAUUGCCAUCAACUCUACAUACAUUGAUCACCUACAGUUUCGAUGUUAUAGGUGUUGAAUCAGUGUCACAUCCACUCGAAUUGACAGUUCACCAAAAUAAUUUGGAUUACAACAAGAUUAAACAACUUCCAUCAUGUAUACAUACAAUCAAAUCAGGUUAUAAAAUUGUCAGAAGAAUAGAUAAACCUAAAAAUCAUUUUAUUUGUAAUUUUUAA